Chenopodium quinoa (quinoa) is the source of this 2598-nucleotide messenger RNA. RefSeq names its product probable metal-nicotianamine transporter YSL7. Bases 432 to 2468 code for a protein of 678 amino acids. The transcript is spliced from 6 exons. NCBI's taxonomy places the organism in Eukaryota, Viridiplantae, Streptophyta, Magnoliopsida, Caryophyllales, Amaranthaceae. Gene Ontology annotation, cellular component: membrane. Gene Ontology annotation, molecular function: oligopeptide transmembrane transporter activity. The record is from RefSeq and is a predicted model, not a curated record.
GUUUCUCUUCCGCGUAGCGUUGGACGCUACGAAACCCAACAAUAUGGCCUAGCCAAUCAAGGGCUAAGUAGGCUAGCAUGGCUAGCCUGGCUCCUUGCGCAAGGCAAGGCUUGGCCGCAAGCCCAGCUUGCAUCGCUCCCUUAACAAUUCGAAAGAUAGUAAAGAUAAACAAUUCGAAAGAUAGUAAAGAUAAAAAAAAAGAAAAAAAAAAAAAAAAAUCAAAUCUAAAUCAAAACUCCACUUAAAAAUAAUUCAAUAAAUUUAUCAAAAAGUCGGUAAACUCUAGUAGGGAAGAAAAACUCAAAACCCUCCCUUAUAAAUAGGACUUAAACAAUAUGAUUCAUUCAUUCCUUCACUAUCAUAAAUUCAUAAUACAAGAAUAACAAACCAAAAAAUUAAAAUAAAGAAAACAACCUAGCUAAACCAUAGCAAUGGCUACUGAUGAGGAGGAAAACAAGCCAACAUCGUCCCUCGAAAUCGACAAUUCGGCAACAGACAGAGCUCUAAUAGCAUCAGUAGAGAAGACAUUCGAGGGUACGGAGGUGCCAUCAUGGAAACAACAGUUAACAAUUCGUGCAUUCGUCGUAAGCUUCGUGUUGAGCAUUUUAUUUACAUUCAUUGUGAUGAAACUCAACCUUACUACUGGGAUUAUACCAUCACUCAAUGUUUCGGCUGGAUUGUUGGGUUUUUUCUUCGUCAAGACUUGGACAAAGUUGCUUGAGAAAUCUGGUUAUCUUAAACAACCUUUUACUCGUCAAGAGAAUACUGUUAUUCAGACUUGUGUUGUUGCCUCCUCCGGCAUCGCCUUCUCCGGUGGUGCUGGGAGUUAUGUACUUGGUAUGAGUAAAAGAGUUGCUGAGCUAGGUGACAAAGCCUUUUUACUAGACAUCAAGAAUCCUUCCUUAGGAUGGAUGACUGGCUUUCUCUUUGUUGUUAGCUUCAUCGGCCUUUUUUCUGUUGUUCCUCUCCGUAAGAUUAUGAUCGUCGACUUUAAACUUACUUACCCGAGUGGGACUGCUACCGCGCACCUUAUCAACAGCUUCCAUACUCCAGAGGGUGCUGUAUUAGCCAAGAAGAAGGUGAAGAUGUUAGGCAAAUUCUUCACUUUCAGCUUCUUUUGGAGCUUCUUCCAAUGGUUCUUUGCAGGAGGUGAUGAUUGCGGUUUUGCAAGUUUUCCAACUUUCGGUCUACAAGCCUAUAAACAGAAGUUUUACUUCGAUUUCUCUGCAACAUAUGUGGGUGUGGGGAUGAUAUGCCCGUAUCUUAUCAACAUAUCUAUACUACUCGGAGCGAUUUUAUCAUGGGGUGUCAUGUGGCCUCUCAUAGCAAAACAGAAAGGUCAUUGGUACGCCGCAGAUGCAGGGGACAGCAACCUUCAUGGCCUGCAGGGUUACAGGGUUUUUAUUGCCAUAGCAAUUAUCCUAGGAGAUGGACUUUAUAAUUUUGUCAAAGUUUUCGGGCGAUCAGUGAUAGCCUUGUACAAAGAGUACAAGAAAAAACAAUCAGGUGCAAUUAUUCCUUAUAGUGCACGCCCCACACCUGAAGUCUCCCCUGAAUCAUUUGAUGACCAACGAAGAACUCAGUAUUUUCUCCAGGACAGAAUUCCAAAUUGGGCUGCAGCAGCUGGCUAUGUUGCUAUUGCCGCGAUUGCUAUUGGUGUACUGCCACAGAUCAUCCAUCAGCUCAAUUGGUACCAUGUCUUAGUCCUGUAUAUUGUUGCACCCGUGUUAGCCUUCUGUAACGCGUAUGGUUGUGGGCUGACUGACUGGUCCUUGGCAUCUACUUACGGAAAGUUGGCAAUCUUCAUUAUUGGAGGGUGGGCUGGUGCUUCUCAUGGUGGGAUUGUUGCAGGGCUCGCGGCCUGUGGUGUUAUGAUGAACAUCGUCUCAACAGCAUCAGACCUUACUCAAGACUUUAAAACAGGUUACAUGACACUAGCUUCACCUCGAUCGAUGUUUGUGAGCCAAAUAGUAGGGACUGCAAUGGGCUGUGUAAUAUCUCCAAUUGUUUUCUGGAUUUUCUACAAUGCAUACCCUGAUCUUGGAUUGCCAGAGUCCAAAUAUCCUGCACCAUUCGCUGCUGUGUAUCGAAACAUAGCUCUUCUUGGAGUCGAGGGAGUCAGUACAUUGCCUAAGAACUGUCUCCUGUUAUGCAUAAUAUUCUUCAUCGUUGCCAUGGGAAUCAAUGGAGUUAAGGAUGUCGUAGGGGAGAAGUACUCGAGGUUUAUACCAAUUCCGAUGGCCAUGGCUAUACCUUUCUACCUCGGAGGCUACUUUGCUAUCGACAUGUGUGUUGGUAGCUUGAUACUCUUCGUGUGGGAGUACAGGAAUAAGGCUAAAGCUGAUGCAUUCGCGCCUGCAGUUGCCUCGGGUUUGAUUUGUGGUGAUGGAAUAUGGAGUUUGCCAAGUGCUAUACUUGCAUUGGCUGGUGUUAAUCCACCUAUUUGCAUGAAGUUCGUUAAAAGCUAGGUUGGAAGAAAGCUAAGGAUAUGAUUGACCAGAUAGAAAAGUUUAUUAUUUGUAUGUUUGAUUCCUAGUUAUAUCAACAGUAGAACCAUUUUAGUUAUUUUGAUCUUAUUGUAUGUAGUACAAAUGCAAU